This is a messenger RNA of Poecile atricapillus (Black-capped chickadee), 3322 nucleotides long. RefSeq names its product chondroadherin-like protein. The transcript is spliced from 4 exons. The record is from RefSeq and is a predicted model, not a curated record. NCBI's taxonomy places the organism in Eukaryota, Metazoa, Chordata, Aves, Passeriformes, Paridae. Bases 377 to 3220 code for a protein of 947 amino acids. Gene Ontology annotation, cellular component: plasma membrane. Gene Ontology annotation, molecular function: protein binding.
GGGAAGGCAGAGCCCUGGAAACGGUGAAUGCAAGCCCCACAUGGGCUUUGUUGGGCUGGUGCUCCCAGCCCCGGUGCAUUGAGCGGGAGGCAAUGUCUGGGUUGCUGCCCUCUCUCCAGGGGUGGCUUACCCUUCCUCCCCCCGUCCUUUUCCUCCUCCCCCGUCUCUGGCUCUGCCCGGUGAGAGCUGCUGGGAAAGCAACACAACGGGGCCCAUUCAUUUCUCACUUCUGCAAGGAGAGCAAACACCGGCACAGGAGCUCAGCAGCUGCUAGACAGGGCAGGGGACGCUUUCCUCUCUUCGACACAUCUUGAAGUGCAGGUACUCCAAAUCUCGGGUGUGUGAACCCUCCAGGUGUGAGGGAGGGAGUGAUGGCAUGAUGUCUGGCACGUGGCAGUGCUCCAGACACAGCAUGGGGACUGAGUUUAGGGACAUUACAUUGGUGUCACUGGGCAGUGGGUGUGCAGGAGAGGGCUGCCCCAGUGUGUGUGGGGAGCCUGCAGCAGGACUAGAUGGGGCAACAGCAGGAGGGCAGUGCUGGGGCAUGGGACCACACGGGAUGAUGAGCUACAUUGGGCAUGGGGCUGUGCACUACAGUGGUUCUACAAAUUUGAGCCUUGCACACCCCACUGGUGCUGUCUCGGAGCUUAGCAGGAUGUAUUGGUCAUAUCUGCAGCCUGCUGCCUCCCCUGUGUUUGCCCCAGCCUUGGCCUCUCUCUGGUACCUUCGCCCCAGGGGCUCACUCCUGCCCAGCCAAAACCAACCUGUCCUUCCUGCAACUAAACAGUGGAGUUCUAUUCCAAACACUGCUAUGAAUAGCUUAGGGGAGAAGCAGGGAGCUUGCAGGGUAGAGAGUUGGAAGGCAGAUGACCAGGAUGGUGGAGACAUGCGACCUUUGCCAUUUAAAGAAGGGAAGCAGCUCAGAAGCCUGUGUGAUCACAUUCCCUGGAUGGCUACACCUGCUUGCCUUACAAAAAAAAUUGUCUCUCCCCAGCCACAGGAGCCCUCCAACAUGGGGCCAUCCUGGGGGCUCCUCCUGCUCGCAGCAGCCCUGGGGACAACAGCUGCUGCCCGCUGCCCUACACCCUGUGUCUGCGACAACCUCCGUGCCCACGUCCUGUGUGUCAAUGGGAGCCUGACGGCCAUCCCUGACACCAUCCCAGAGCUCACAAAAAAACUAGAUCUUCGUGGCAACAGUUUCACUGUCAUCCCAGCGAGAGCCUUCCUUGCCACCCCCUACCUGACACACUUAGACCUCCAGCAUUGUAAGGUGGAGAGGCUGGAAGAAGGGGCUUUCCGGGGUCUGGGAAGGCUUGUCUACCUCAACCUGGCCUCCAAUGGCAUAGCCCUCCUCUACCAGGAGUCCCUGGAUGGGCUCUCCUCCCUCCAGCAGCUCAUUCUGGAGGGGAAUCGCAUUGAAGAGAUACAGCCUGGUGCUUUUGGCCAUCUGGGAUCCCUCACUGUCCUCGACCUGAGGGCAAAUGCUUUGGUCUACCUCCCAGACAUGGUCUUCCAGGGUCUACAGGUUCUUAGAUGGCUCCGGCUGUCGCACAAUGCCCUCCAUGUGCUGGGCAAUGAGGCCUUUGCUGCUCUGCCUGCCCUGCGCAGGCUGAGCCUGGACCACAAUGAGCUGCAGACACUGCCUGGCGAGGCUCUGGCCAGGCUGGAUGGGGCUACCUGGCUAGACCUGGGCCACAACCCCAUCACCUAUGUGGCUGAAGAAGCCCUGGCCAUGGCCUCCCUGAGGCACCUCUUCCUGGAUCAUGCCUCCCUCCAGGAUGUGGCACAGGAUGCUUUUGCCCGCAGUCCCCAGCUCCGUAUGCUGGACCUCCGGGAAAACCAGCUGCAGGGGAUGCCACCCCUGGCUGGGGCGGGGGGGCUGGUAAGGGUCAGCCUGGAUGGGAACCCUCUGCUGUGCUCCUGCCUCCUGCGCCCCUUCCACAGGUGGCUGGCAAGGGCACGGGUGCAGGCCGAGGGUGCUUGUGCUGCACCCCCUGCCCUCCGUGGCCGGUCCCUCAACUCCCUGAAGUCCCCUGAGAUGAGAUGCAGUCGCCUCCGGCCACCCCCUAGCCCCGCUGCACCGCCAGAGCAGCCAAGGGCAGGCAGCAGCAGGCAGUGCCCCCGGGGGUGUGUCUGCUCUCCCGACUUCCAUCAUGGGUCCUGUGAGAACAGGGACCUGCGGGAGAUUCCUCGGGACUUCCCUGAGGACACCCGCCUUCUCGACCUGCGCCGAAACCCCUUCAGGACAGUGCCACCAGAUGCCUUCCUCGGCCUGAAGGAGCUGGUGUCACUCCACCUGCAGAGGUGCAGCAUCAGGGCAUUGCACCCCGGGGCACUCCGGGGGCUGGAGAGCCUGGUCUACCUGUACCUCACCAACAACCACCUCUCCACCCUGGCAGCUGCUGCCUUUGAGGGGGCCCCGCAGCUGGCCUACCUCGACCUGGACCAUAAUGCCUUCACCCAUGUGCCUGCAGGCACCUUCCGGCUCCUGCCCAACCUCAUCUCCCUCCAUCUGCAGCACAACGCCAUCGGGGAACUGGCAGAGGGCGACCUGGCUGGAGCCAGGGGGCUCCGCUGGCUCUACCUAGCUGGGAAUGCCAUCAGGCACAUUGCCCCUGCUGCCUUGGCUCCCACCAAGAUGCUGGAAAAGCUGGAGCUGGAGGGAAACCACCUGUCAGAGGUGCCCACAGCAGCCCUGCAGGGCCUGCCUGCCCUGAGUGAGUUGAAGCUGUCCCGAAACCCCAUCAAGCACAUGGGGGAUGGUGUUUUCCUGCCGGUGGCCUCCAGCCUGCAGCACCUCUACCUGGACAACAUGGGCCUGGAGUGGAUUUCCCCCCAUGCCUUCACUGGUCUUGGUCCCAAGAUCAGAAGCCUCUACCUGGAGAGCAAUAAAAUGAGUAACAUACCCGACAUGAGCAACUUCACGGGGCUGGAGAUCCUCAACCUGCAGGAUGUGCCUUUCCACUGUGACUGCCAGCUCCUUCCUCUGCAUAGGUGGAUCAACAAACUCAACCUUCGCAUAGGGGCCACCUGUGGGUCCCCUGCAGAAGCCCAGGGACUGAAGGUGAAGCUUUCCACCACUUUCCAAACUUGUCCUGGCUGGGGACACGGCGAGGCUGCGGAAAACAAUCCUAACAAGACUAAGGCUGCAAGCAAGCCCAGCAAGAAAAAGAGGUCGGGAAAACCUCCAGCCAGAGGCUUCAGUAAGAGCAGAGCAUAGGGUUUCUUAAGGUGUGUAGGACAUGUGCUGGGCCAUAUCUACAGUCUGGCUAGAGCAGUUUUUCUAGACUUGUCCCCACCAUGGGGACAUGAGUAUAGCCCA